Dendronephthya gigantea is the source of this 1489-nucleotide messenger RNA. Its product is annotated as round spermatid basic protein 1-like protein. The record is from RefSeq and is a predicted model, not a curated record. The transcript has 6 exons. The coding region runs from base 137 to 1471 and encodes 444 amino acids. Lineage: Eukaryota; Metazoa; Cnidaria; Anthozoa; Malacalcyonacea; Nephtheidae. Gene Ontology annotation, cellular component: nucleus.
AUUUCCAAACAGUGUGUUUGCCCAAUCUGUUGCAAGAACGCAUCAAGAUAAACAAAAAUCGAGCAAGAAAAAAAUUCAUAAACAACAUCAUACGUCUUUCCAAAGCUGGAACGUUUCUUCGUCGAGUGUUUCGUCGAUGUCAUGCCCAAGCUCAUGUACGAGGGAUAACAAUUGUGAAAAGAAUAUCAGAACCGAACUAAAGAAAAUUAAAAAGGAAGGCAUAUGGCCUGAAGGAUGCUCAAAAUCAGCUCUUCAUCAUAGUGGCAUAAAAUUAAAGCUUAAACGAAACAAUAAUGAAUGUGACAUGAAGUCAAAAGUGGACAUUCAGAAUGGGCAUAAACGUAAGAGGAAGAAGAAAAAGAAAUAUAUUGAAGCAUCGCCUUCCAAAUACAUUACAAUUAAAACAUCUCCCAAUGGUGGUGCAUCUGUUGUUCACAUGAAUUAUAAUGAUGUAAAGAAUUUAAAACCAGAGUAUUUAGAGAAAGUUGUAGAUGAGUUCUUUCAAGUUGUUUUUGAAGAAAAGGAGGAAGGAGAAGCGACACAUGUUUUGGGUGUGGUUCACGAUGCUGCAAGGGAUAUUCCUGAACUUUUAAGAUACUUCAGUGAGAAGUAUCCAAAGCAAACUGUAAAAACUGAACUUCUAGGAAAGAAGAAAGACAUAGACACCACAUGUUUUAUUGAUUACUAUAACAAAGUGCAAGAAUCCUAUCAAAGUGGGACAUAUCGAUGCGGUGGUUUACUACAGUUCAGUCUUGUUGGUACGCGACAAGAGGAAACUGGUGGUUAUUUCCCAGACCUCUUAGAUUUUCUUGACAAGUGUCCAUUUCUCAAGCCUGUCAUGCCGUGGGGGAAGUUUUCUUUGCUAAAGAUGGAUGAUCCAAAGCAGAGUAAUGAUGGUCCAAUAUUCUGGGUUCGUCCUGGAGAGCAGAUGGUGCCAGCUACAGAAAGAUCUAGUUCCCCAUACAAAAGAAGAAGGGUAUCUGUGAAUGAAGUUCAAAACUUGCAGUUUCUUCCCCGUUCAUCCGCUCCAAGAGAGUCUCUCGCAGAAGACAGAACCCGAUGCCAUGCUGAUCACGUGGGUCAGGGUAUUGAUCGUAUGACGACAGCAGCUGUUGCAAUUCUUAAAGCUGUACAAAGCUCUGAUGACAAUGACAAUGACAAAGUGAAUCGUGAAGUGAAAGAUGUGGUAGCAUUUCACGCUGGAGAUUUUGUCAAAGUUUCACAGAUCCUUCAGUUGGAUUUACACGAGCCUCCGGUUUCACAGUGCGUGGCUUGGGUGGACGAAGCGAAGCUGAAUCAGCUGAGAAGGGAGGGAGUUAGGUAUUCCAGAAUUCGACUUCACGAUAACGAUAUUUAUUUUAUUCCUCGUAAUGUUAUUCAUCAAUUUCAAACCGUCUCGGCCUGUGGUAGCAUCGCUUGGCAUCUCAGACACAGAAUGUAUUAUAACCAAGAUAACUCAAAAGAAAUUUGAACUGGCUUUGCUAUAGUG